Molecule: messenger RNA, 291 nt
Organism: Punctularia strigosozonata HHB-11173 SS5
Lineage: Eukaryota; Fungi; Basidiomycota; Agaricomycetes; Corticiales; Punctulariaceae
Exons: 2
Coding region: 1-291 (96 amino acids)
Cellular component (GO): cytoplasm
Source: RefSeq, a predicted model, not a curated record
AUGCAUGUUGCUGGCGGCCACAAAGCAAACAUCAACAACCCGAACACGUCCGACCAGUCGAAGGAACAUUCGCGCCAGGCGCUCUCCGAGAUCGAGGAGUCUGGCUUCCUCGACCAGCCCAAGCACGCUAAGAAUCCCAACAACGUCGCGGGUGGCCACAAGGCGACCCUCAACAAUCCGAACGUCUCUGAAGGCGCUAAGGAACACUCCAAAUCCGUUCUUGAGCAUGACGACAUUUACGGUGAGUCCAACGCGAACACCGAGCGUGACGCUAUGUACGAGCGUGAUUAA